UGACAAUAUAUAAUAUGAGAAAAGAGUAAGAAAAAAAGGAAUGUGGUGUCCUUAUCCUACAGUGGUGACCCAAGAGUAACUCUUCCCUAAGCCAUAGGCUAUUCUGGAUUUGCAUUACAUAUCUCACCCCACCAUGUUCCUAAAGAAACCCACUUCUCUUUCACUCCAAACCCUAAUUAUUUUAAACCUAAUUAACACCAACAGACCUUAUAUUAAACACAAUACACGACUCUUGUCUCAAAAACCUUAAUUAGUGUGGAUAUCAUAAAUAAGAGUACAUCCCACUAGCAAUUAUUAAAUUUGAUACCUACCCCACAUUUUAUCAUCCUUUUACCCAUUUAUAAAAACCCUUUUAGCGAUCUCACAUUUGUUUCAUCCCAUUAUCAUCAUCCUUCAAGAACACAAAGCUAGAGAGAAAAAGAAAAUGUGUUCCUCAAAAUCAAAGAACAUGAACCAAGAAGCCAUUUCCCAAAUCAAUGGUCGUCCAGUUCUUCAGCCAAAAUCGAACCAAGUUCCCACUUUAGACCGACGCAACUCACUCAAGAAAUCUCCUCCUAAGUCUUUGAUACAUCCCAUUGCAUCAAAGAUAGCCUCACCAAGACCAAUAUCCCUAAACUCUCCACCUUUGUCUCCCAACUCAAAACCCAUAAGAAAACUGGCCUAUUAUGAGAAGCCUAAACCGGCUGCUAAACCGGUGAAAUUAUCAGAGCGCACUGAUGGUGGCUGCAGAGAGGUUAAGUCCACGGUGACUGUUCAGAAGCAACCUGGAAGUAUAGCUGCUGCAAGAAGAGAAGAGGUUGCUAUGAAACAAGAAGAAAGAAAGAAGAAGAUCUCUCAUUAUGGUAGGGUAAAAUCUGUACUAUCAAACGAAAAGAGCUUAAAUGUUGAACAUGAGAAGAAGAAGAGAUGCAGUUUCAUCACUACAAGUUCAGAUCCAAUCUAUGUGGCUUACCAUGAUGAAGAAUGGGGAGUUCCUGUUCAUGAUGACAACCUAUUGUUUGAGCUUCUGGUGUUAACCGGAGCUCAGGUCGGAUCCGAUUGGACUUCGGUUUUGAAGAGAAGAAACACUUUUAGAGAGGCUUUCUCUGGUUUCGAAGCAGAGUUGGUCGCAGAGUUCAACGAGAAGAAGAUACAGUCGAUAGUCAACGACUACGGAAUUGGCCUUAGCCAAGUCCUUGCAGUUGUUGACAACUCUAAACAAAUUCUCAAGGUGAAAAGAGAUUUCGGAUCAUUCAACAAAUACAUUUGGGGAUUUAUGAAGCACAAACCGGUUACCACAAAAUACACAUCUUGCCAAAAGAUUCCGGUUAAGACAUCAAAAUCAGAAACCAUAAGCAAAGACAUGGUUCGUCGCGGGUUUAGAUUCGUUGGUCCGACAGUUAUACAUUCGUUGAUGCAAGCUGCCGGGUUAACCAACGACCAUUUGAUCACUUGUCCGAGACAUCUCGAGUGUAUGGCCAAGGCUGCUCUAUAGGCAAAAAAAUAUCAUUGUUGUUCACAUUGGCUUUAUUUAUUAGUUUUACGUAAUCAAAUAAUAUUGAUGUGUUAUUAUCCAUGUGAUAUAUAGAUUUGAGAUCCUAACUUUAGGUAUUGAUUUUUGUACAAAAGUAUGUGUGCGUGUGUGAUUGUGCUUUAUAUUGAAUAUAUGUGUGUAUUUGGUUUAUAAUUAUUUAAUUUGGUUUCUGAGGAUAA
Molecule: messenger RNA, 1692 nt
Organism: Brassica napus (rape)
Lineage: Eukaryota; Viridiplantae; Streptophyta; Magnoliopsida; Brassicales; Brassicaceae
Product: DNA-3-methyladenine glycosylase 1-like
Exons: 5
Coding region: 425-1474 (349 amino acids)
Biological process (GO): base-excision repair
Molecular function (GO): DNA-3-methyladenine glycosylase activity
Source: RefSeq, a predicted model, not a curated record